UGUCUUUUCCUAGCGCAGCCCGCCGCCAGCCCGCCGAGCGGGACCCUGCCCCGGCGCCUGCCGCCCCCUGCAGCGCCUGGCCGCUCCUCAGCCCUCCUCUCCCGCAGAGCGAUGGUGCGGAGGGCGCCCGGCGCGUCCCUCGCCCUGCUCCUGUGGGUAACGGCUGCCUGCGGCAGCCCCGCCGGGCCGGGGAUUGGCGCCGCCGCCGCCCGUAGGCAGGACGAGGCUGUCUCCACCGCCAGAUGCACCUCCAGGUGUCUGAGCCUGCAGAUCACCCGCAUCUCCGCCUUCUUCAAGCAUUUCCAGAACAAUGGGUCACUUUCUUGGUGCCAGAAUCAUAAACAGUGUUCAAAGUGCCUGGAACCCUGCAAAGAGUCCUGGGACCUGAAGAAAAACCAGUGCCAAAGCUUCUGUGAGCCUCUUUUCCCCAAGAAGAAUUAUGAAUGCCUAACUAGCUGUGAAUUCCUUAAGUACAUCCUGUCUGUGAAGCAAGGGGACUGCCCAGCACCUGAGAAGGCCAGUGGUUUUGCAGCUGCCUGUGUUGAAAGCUGUGAAGCUGAUAGUGAAUGUUCUGGAGUGAAGAAAUGCUGUUCCAAUGGAUGUGGUCAUACAUGCCAAGUUCCAAAAAAUCUAUACAAAGGUGUUCCACUGAAACCCCGGAAAGAAUUAAAAUUUAUAGAACUUCAGUCUGGAGACCUGGAGGUGAAGUGGUCUUCAAAAUUCAAUAUUUCCAUUGAACCUGUGAUCUAUGUUGUUCAGAGGAGGUGGAAUCAAGGAAUCCAUCCAAGUGAGGAUGAUGCUACUAACUGGCAAACUGUAGCACAGACUACGGACGAGCGUAUCCGGCUGCCAGACAUCCGAGCGAGCAGGUGGUACCAGUUCCGUGUGGCAGCUGUGAAUGUGCAUGGGACAAGGGGCUUCACGGCACCCAGCAAGCACUUCCGAUCCUCGAAAGACCCAUCUGCUCCACCAGCUCCAUCUAAUAUCAGAAUUGCCAAUAUCAGUGCAAACAAUGAUGGAAGUGUAAAUGUAAUGAUUACUUGGGAUCUUCCAGAAGAGCCUGAUAUCCCUGUACACCACUACAAAGUCUUCUGGAGCUGGACAUAUAGCAAAUAUGUAAUCCCAGCUAAAAAAAAGAGAAGGAAGAUUACCGAUGGGGCCCAAAAUUAUGUGGUCCUGGAGGGACUCCAACCCAACAGCAACUACAAUGUAGAACUGCAGGCAGUAACUCGUUGGGGUCAGAUACGCCUAAAAAGUGUUAAAGUUUCUCUCCAUUUUAGCACAACUCAGGACACCAGGAAUAAUAAGGAAUGGGUGUCUUCCACUGGUAAAGCCCAGAAAGAACUUAUAGAUCCUUACCCAACCUUUCAAAGAAGAAAAAGCACUCGUUUUCUUAAAGUUGGAACUCCUUUCUAUCAGGACAAUCAACUUCAAGUCAAAGUCUACUGGAAGAAGACGGAUGUCAGCAUGAAUCAAUUCCAAGUCCACUGGUUACUGGAGUCCUGUACACACAAUGACACCAAAGGGCUUGGGAGAGUAACAGAGAUGACUUAUGAAAACUACAUGAUUCUGAGGGACCUGUCAUUUUCAUGCAAAUAUAAAGUAACUGUUUUGCCUGAAAAAUCUAAAGGUCGUUUUAAGGCUGAGAGUGUUUUCUUUGUCACUCCACCAUGUUCUGCAUUUAAAGAAAAACACCACAAGCACAUUAAUUGUCCUGCUGAAGCAGUGCCAGUUCUACCCAAAGUGUUGGCCAAACCCGAGAAUCUAUCUGCGUCUUUCAUUGUUCAGGAAGGUAACAUCACCGGUCAUUUUUCCUGGAAGAUAUCCAAGGCAGAACUUCACCAGCCCAUGACAGGGUUUCAAGUCACUUGGGCAGAAGUAACCACAGAAAGCCGUCAGAACAGCUUGCCCAACAGCAUCAUAUCACAGUCGCAGAUACUGCCAGCAGAUCAUUAUGUACUUACCGUACCAAAUCUGAGGCCAUCAAUGCUGUACCGGUUAGAAGUUCAAGUGCUGACAACUGGUGGGGAAGGGCCAGCUACAAUAAAAUUGUUCCGAACACCCGACCUUCCUCCAUUUUCACCCCACAGACCUCAUCUGAAGCAACAUCAUCCACAUCACUACAAGCCACCUCCAGAUAAAUACUAGACUGUUAAUUAUACAAAUAACUUAGAGAAAAACUGAGCUCCCAAAUGAGAGAUAGGAAAAGGCACAUCUGUAGGAGCAAUUAACGCAGUUUUCCAGUGGAAGUUACCAUCCUGUAUGAUAUUUAUCAACUUCUCUGUAGUUUAGCCAUGAAGAAUUGUAUUUGCACCAAGACCAUGAUACAUAAAGAAUCAUGGCUUCAUACAUAAAGAAUUAUUUCAGUACCACCACUGUUCAACAAACUGAAGACCACAGCCAGCAUCUAUGAGAAAAUCAAAAGUGUGUUAUAAUGUUUUUGUAUUUCAAUGUUUAAAGUAGAUUGAAGUGGUGCAGUGUGUACAGAUUUUUCUCUUAGUGACUUCAAUGUUAAUAUUUGCAAGUUUGUCCUGUGUUGUAUACAUACAUUUGAACACUGAAGGCCAUAUUCUCAUCAGCGUGUUUAAAUGACCUAUUUUACUUAAGGCUCUGCCUGUCACCAGUUUAAACCCUAGUGUAUUUUGCCAUUAAGGAGAUCACCAUAUGUCUGAAAUAAAGACAUAAGUAAAAUAAAUACCAGUGGCUGAAAUCCUAAAAUAGUAUUUAGUAGUUGCAAUAUCACCACAGAUGAGGAUGGCGAUAGAUUUGUAUCACCCAUCUGUUCUAAAGUGGUAAUGUAUUAGCAGGUAGAUCUUCUAUUAAUGUAGUUAAUAGCUGAAAAAUAUACAAGGUGAAUGGGCCAUUUUAAAUAAACAUGGAAAUUAAUAGAAUUGUUGAAAAUGAAUACAUUUAAUUGAUAGAUCCUGGAAGAAUUAGUUUUCAAAUCCCACUUAUCAUUUUUGGUAUUUAAUAUUUCAAGGUAUAAUAAUAGCUUGAAAAGAAAGUCCAAGUUUCUAGUAAAAAAGCCUGAAUACUUAGCAUGAAUAUUACAGAAACUGAAAUUCUGAGGCACAUUUAUUGUUCAAGUAGCUAUAGAGCUACUUUUGGCUUUGGAUUUUAAUGCACAUAUUUCUUUUCCCUGUGGAUCUUUUGAACAGAAGGAUGGACGUUUUGGCUCUAUUCUGCUGUUCAGCUCACAGAAAGAAUUACGUGACAAUAGUCUGGCAUCUGGAAAACAUUGGCUUAUAGUUUAUUUGAAUGCAUUUUUCAAAUUUAGACAGAAGGGUGCCCUUUUUAACCGUAAGGGAAUUCAUAUUGCCUUAUUGUGCAAUAUAAACUGUCUAGAAUAAUUUGCCACACAGAGAGACAUACCUCUACAGUAAACAGAAACUGCUUGGAUUUAUUACCGAGAGAAGAAAGUAUCUGCCAAUAAACAUCCAUGCAAAUACUCAUAAUCAGCUUCUAAUGUUAAAGUUGCUCGAAGUGCUUCUGCAUUCUUUAAUACUAUUUUUGUUGCUCUCUGAAUAUCAAUAUGACACUGAUGUACCUCAAAAAUUCAGGAGUCAAACUUGACAAGGUGGCCACUCUUUCUACUAGCAGAUGCUAGUCUUACCUGUACCUUGAAUUUGCCUGAGAUAUUCAGUGCGAGAAACUUAGACAUUAAUAAUAAAUAUAGUUUCCUUCUCUUGAUGACAAACUAUUUUAUGGAAAAGAAAAUACAAAGAGAAGGAAAUUCGUACCUGAAACUGAGGAUCAGUUAUGUAAUGUUCACAAAAUAUUCAAAUACAAUUUGUCUGAACUGAAGAUAAUUGCCUUUUUUUUUUUUAACGUGGGUUAAUGCCACAGGAAGUGAAGGAAACUGCAUUAGUUUCUGAUCACUCAUUCCAGUUUUCUUAGAUUUCUACCUUUGGUUUUGAAGGACUCUUUUUUUUCUAUUUUCUUGCUAUUUUGUAUGUUGUCUUUUUUGAUAUGCGCUCAAUAGCUGAAAACUUUUCCAGAUAUUUUCUACGGCUGCGUGGUUUGAGCCUUUAACAGUAGUUGUAAAAAUAUUAAAAGCUAUGCUGGUUUUACCUCCUUCGUCCAGCAUUCCAUAAACUCCCGUUUUCCAAAACACGUUAGUAAAUAAACAGGUGAAUUCUUCUUCAUCAAAUUGGUAGUGUAAAGGUUUAUUUUCCAUUUUGGCAGAAGGCCUGAGACUCAGAGAUUUUUGUCAGGAUGGAAAUUGUUGAUGCAUACAAGUCUUUACAAAGAAAACACCAUUUGAAUCGUCCCAGUGUGCAGCUCUGCUUGAACAUUUAGAUUGCACAGUGCAUAGGUAAGGCUCAACGUGAUCUCGAUGGUGUUUACUGAGAGCAGGAGUCAGUGGGGUCAGGGAAAGUACCUCCAGCUUCCCUGAAAAAUUCUGUCCAAACCUUUUAAUCACAGUCUAUUCUAGUUAUGCUGGAGUAAAUCUGUAGUGACUCGACUAAGAGUAAUGAAAUUGUGUGUCAUUCAUAGUGGCAUGGUAAAGCAUAGAACAUAGAUGUUGGUAUUUAUUACAAUGAUAUCAAAUCUGGCUUGUAGAUAAACUGGAAGUUAGCAGCCCCGAGUGACUGUACCCUUAGUCUUGAUUGCUGAGGGGAAGCCUCAUUCUUCUGAAAUGAAUCAAAAUGGUUACUGUUUGCUGAUGCCAGUCUUUUUGAAGCAUUCAACUUUUAAAGGCAACAGUGGACUUUACAAGAAUAUGGAGGGAUUUUACUUUUAAAAUUGAUACUGUAAAUAAAGAUAGAAAAAGUAGAAUCAUAUUGAACUGUAUGAUAUUGAGUCCACUAAGAAGUAAAUAAUUUUUUUCCUACUACAAAUCAACUCAACGACUCAUCUUUAAAGUCACCCUCCAAAUAAAAAAUCAAAAAUACAAGGUCAGCAAAACUCGUGCAUGGAUGUUAUAUUCCCAUGUGUGAGUGAUUUUCUGAUUAUUCUUUGAAUUUAGCAGUACAGAUUUGAAGUUCUUAGUGCCUAAUUCAUAAAGCCUUGUUUGCUGAAUUGUACAGGAUAACAUCCUAAUUUCCUAGCCUAACUCACAUUUAAUUCAGCAAGAGAGUUGUAAUUCGUAACUUGAUUCACUAGUUAAAGAUUUAUUUUCUCUAAUAAUGUUAUAUACACAGAGUUAAUACAGA
Messenger RNA from Colius striatus (speckled mousebird), 5156 nucleotides. RefSeq names its product anosmin 1 (gene ANOS1). Bases 112 to 2148 code for a protein of 678 amino acids. NCBI's taxonomy places the organism in Eukaryota, Metazoa, Chordata, Aves, Coliiformes, Coliidae. Gene Ontology annotation, biological process: neuron differentiation. Gene Ontology annotation, molecular function: protein binding; peptidase inhibitor activity. The record is from RefSeq and is a predicted model, not a curated record. Gene Ontology annotation, cellular component: cell surface; extracellular region. The transcript is spliced from 14 exons.